CAGCCGGCACAUAAAACAUAUAAAACAUUAAACCGACGGACACAGAGAACGACGAGGUGCAUUGCGAACAAUUUUCAACGAAUUUCCCAAAAAGUCUACAAAGAGAAAACCAACAAAAGAAGUUCAUUACAAAAGUAACAAAAAACGGAAACCAUAACACAUUUUGAAAUUUGCUCUGUGAUUUCUAUCAGAAUGGUUUAAUAUAAUCCAAGUAAUAAAAAAUAAUAAUAUUUAAUAACAUAAAGUAUUUAUAAAUAUUGCUAAACAACUGCGCUCGACAAAAACUUAUCGAAUUCCCCCAAAAGAAAAGCUUUAAAUUUAACCUAAAACGUAAAACAAAUAAACAAUUUCUAUAAAUAUUACCAACCAAAGUUUACUAAAGACGAAGAAUCACUAGAUAGAGCGAGCGGCUUAAGCUAGCUGAAAGCCCCAAAAAAAAAAAACGUCAACGAACCUCGAUCAGGACCACAAAGACUCCACCAAAGGAAGGACUCACCCAGACCAGAGCCAUGGACGAGAUGCCCGAUCUGUCGCACCUAACGCCCCAUGAGCGGAUGCAAAUCGAGAAUGUCCUCAUGCGGCAGAAGCAGGAGGAGGAGAAGCAGAACGAGAUCAUGCGGCGAAAACAGGACGAAGUGGUCACGCUGGAAAUGCAAAUCAGGCAACGUUCCGAGCAACAGAAGAAGGCCGGCGUUGAGCUGGAUGCCACCUGUCACAUAUGCCUUAAGACCAAGUUUGCCGACGGUGUUGGCCACAUUUGCCACUACUGCAACAUACGCUGCUGCGCCCGAUGCGGUGGCAAGGUGACGCUUCGCAGCAACAAGGUGAUUUGGGUAUGCAUUCUGUGUCGCAAGAAGCAGGAGCUGUUGUCAAAGACUGGUCAAUGGAUUAACAAGACGGCAGCCCAACAAGAUGGUUUCAUCCGACGCAUCGAGCCGGAUGGGAGUAGCGACAUCUCCCAGCAGGCCAUUGUGGAUCCGCGGGACACCACGGACAAGCGACCCAAGUUGGAAAGAACUCGCAGUGCCGCCGAAAAGGAAAACCUGCCCAUGCAAAGGGCGGGCAGUAUGCUAAGGCGUCAGUACUCGCAACAGGAGCAGCCCACGAACCGCCGGAUGUCGGCCUCGGACAGUGGCAUGGAUCCCAUGAUGAGUCCCGGCCAGCAUCCGCAUCAGCAUCCUCACCAGCAGCAGCAGCAGCAACAGCAGAUGCAGCAUCACCAGCAGCAGAUGCAGCAACAGCAGCGUGCACGCAUGCAGCAGAUGAAUCCGCAGCAGGCACAGCAAGGAUACGGAAUGCAGCAGCAGGGGCAGCAGAGAUCGGGGGGUGGUUAUCCCGAGGAGGAUCCAAGCUACUAUCAGGGCGAGCUGGACGGCCUGAUGAGGCAGCAUCCCCAUCUGGCGCAUCCCAGUCAGGUGCAGCAGCCGCAUGCAUCGCAGUCACAGAUGCAACAUCAACAACAGCAGCACCAGCACCAGCAGUCGCAGCAACAUCUCAUGCAACAGCAGCAGCAGCAUCGACAGUCGCCGCAGCAACAUCCUCAACAGCACUCGCAGCAAUUUGGGGGCAGGCAGCCGCCACAGCAGCAAUCCUACCAGGCGCAGGUGCAUCAUCAGCCGCAGCAGCAGCAUCAUCAGAUGCCCCAGCAUCAGCACCAGCACCAGCAUCAGCAUCAUGGCCAGCAGAUGUCCCAGUCACAGUCCCCGAUGGGGAGUUACCAGAAGCCGCCGCCGCUGACCCGCAACCUGACCAUCAGCGGCGGUCAUGCAAUGGAUACCGGUGCCUAUAGCCAGCAGCAACAGCAGCAGCAACGUCGAGCGUUGGCAGGAUCACAGUACGCCUCGACGCAGCAGAGAUCCUUCAGCAGCUCCGAGGAGGAGUUCCAGCACCAGUUGAUGGCCGCUCAGGCGCAGGCGGCGGGAGCAGGAGCCACGGUUACCGCUGGAUCGGACUAUGAUGGCGGGCGCCUCCAGGUGCGCACCUCUCUGGAUCCGUGGCGCCAGCAGCGGAGCCUCAACGAGCGGGACCUGCUCAGUGUCAGCGGCGGCAGUGGCGGCGGGUCCGCUGACUUCCGCCACCUGUCGCACGCCACCCAGCGGCUGUAUUCCUCGGCGGAUCAAAGGGACCGCUACGAGCUGCAGCUGCAGCAUCGCGAGCGACUGGAGCAGUAUCCUUUGACGCGUACCGCUCGCCUGGACGUCCAGCAGCGCAACUCGCUGAAUCGCAGCAACCACGAUCGACAGUUUUCCGGAGGAGGAGGUGGCGGAGGUGGCCCAGGACUGGGACUGGGACCGGGACCCGGACCGGCGGCAGGUGCGGCAGGUGGUGCUGCUGGCGCCUACCGACGUGCCCCGCCCUUGGCAGCCGCCGGCGGCGGCGGCAGCAGCAGCAGCAGCACCACUAGCAGCAGUUACUACCCACAGUCGAAGCCGCAGAUCGUGAUUGGGCCAGGAUCGGGCUACGAUCGCGGAUCCAUGGCAACGGCAGCCCAUAUGGAGGCCCAGGGUCAGGCGGCGCGGGGCGGCAAUCGCGGCCUGCUGGGCGCCACGCGUGGCGGUAACGGUGGUAGUAGCUCCGUCAGCUCCACGGAAGCAGCCUAUUGGGAUGAGCCGGCCACCAGCUCCUCCUCGUCGGCGGCCCAGGAUUCGCGACGCUUCACCGAGCGCAGAAUAAAGAAAACGGUGCGUUUCGAUGCUCACGAUGAUGAGGCCUCCAUGUUGGCGGCCAGCUCACUGCCCCCCGUGACCGGGAUCCUGCCCUCGACGGCGGUUGAUGUGGGAGCAGCCACCAUAUUGAGCAGUGGCAAGAGCAGCAGUGGCCUGGAUGCCGGAGGAGCUGACUGGACGCGCUGGGAGGCCGAACGGCAGGGCAGCCAGGACUCGGCCACCAAGGAUUCGGGCAUAGAUACCAGCAGCACGUUCACCAGCAGCGAGGAUUCGAAUCGAGGAGAUGGGCCCAAGAAUCCGGUGAAUUGGCAAACAUCCGCGGACAAUACUCGCCUGAUCGGGCAUAUGAUAUUGCGUAAAUACUAUGAUGGGGAGGAUAUAUUAGGCUUAAAGGUCAACGGCGGUCAGCCGCUCCUUGGAACGGCCGGAGGAUCUGCCGGAGGUCCAUGCGGGGCCAUUGUGGAGAAGGUGAAACGCGGAUCGGUGGCCGAUCUCGAGGGCCGUAUACGACCAGGCGACGAGAUCAUCGAGUGGAAUGGCCGCGGGCUGCACAACAAGAGUGCCGACGAGGUGUACGAUAUCAUCGACGAGAGUCGCCUGGAUGCCCAGGUGGAACUGAUCGUAAGCCGGCCAAUUGGCAGCGGUGGCGGUAGCGGUGGCAGCAGCAGCAACGUUAGUCCCAGCAGCGCCUGUUCCGCUUCCGGUGGUUCCGCCAGUAGUGCGCCUCCGCGCCGCUCCUCGGCCAAUUUCCCGCACAGCGGGCUGGCCAGCAGCAUGGCCGGAAGUGCGGUGGUCAGCAGUGGCGGACGAUAUCUACAGCGAAAAGCACCCGCGGUCGAGGCCAUCGAAAUCCAUCGGGAUAAGCCAAGUGUUCUGAUCACCUCGCCCGGCUCACCGGAUAUCCAUACAGGAUCGGCAUCGGGAGCUGGCAGCGGACUCCGGCAACGUGGCGGCGUCGGGCCGACGCAGCGACUGGGACCAAGUCACAGCAGCCACAGCCACAGCAGCAGCGGUAGUGGCAGCGGCAGCAGCACCAGCAGCGCCCACGCCUCCAACUCCGCCCACGGAUCCGUCCACGCUUCCGGCUCCGCCUCGGGCGGUCUGCACGGCGCCACGACGGCGGGCCACCAUCACCAUCAUUGCCAUCCGCACCAGCAUCCGUUACAGCACCAGGGAUCGCCAGCCGCUCACCUUCAUGGCCACGGGGUGGGCGUCGGCAUGGGCAGUGGCUCCGGUACAACCACACAGCCGAUACCAAUCGAAGGGCGGCUGCAGCUGAAGCUUGGCUAUGACCAGAACACGCUGCAGCUGAUCGUGACCCUGGUCUGUGCCACCGGCCUAUCCCUGCGCCAGAGCGGUGCUGGCCGCAAUCCCUACGCAAAAGUGUUCCUUCUGCCCGACCGAAGCCACAAAUCAAAGCGGCGAACAAAAACGGUGGGCACCACCUGUGAACCCCGAUGGGGUCAGACUUUCCUCUACUCGGGUCUGAGGCGCUGUGAUCUCAAUGGUCGUCUGCUCGAGGUAACGCUUUGGGAUUAUGUGCGGUAUGGUGCCAACGACUUCAUCGGCGAGGUGGUCAUCGAUCUGGCACAUCACAUCCUGGAUGACGAGGCCGAGUGGUAUCAACUGCAACCUCACCAGGAUACCUCCUAUCUCUUACGUGACGAGGGCAGCGAUGUGGACGGCCUGAUACUGACACCGACAGAUCAUUUAUCACCGCCGAGCACCAUGUCGCGUCUGAGCGACUCGGACACAACGUCCGACUGCGACAUCGAUGGAAUGACGCCCGGGGCCAGCAUCUCGUCGAUGGGCAGCUCGGCCAGCCCACCGCCCCUGCUAGAGCUCGAUCUAAACGAGCGGCGGUCUCGACGUGACAUGUCGCCCCAGGGCCGCAAACGAGUGGCCGGAAUGGUGGCCCGCGACUACCGCACUGUAUCUGGCAUUGGACAAAGUUACCACAAUCAGGCCUCUGCCACCGGUUACUAUCGUCGCGGAGGCGGUAAUGGUGUCGGCUCGGCCAUCGGUCCUGGUGGCAUGAGCCUUAGCCAGCGAAGCCAUUCAGCGGCACCCAGCGACGGUUAUCACACCAGCGGAGGAGGAGGAGGAGGAGCGGGCGGAGUUCCAUCCGGUGGAUCGGGCUACGGUUAUAGGAGCACCAGUCCCCGACGGGGCUCUCUCUCGCCGCCAGACGAUCGCUACAUAGACUAUCCAGUGCUUCCAGUUCCAUCGGCCUACCAAGGUCCGGGUGGUGCCACCUCGGCGGCAUCGGCUGCCUCGCAGCAGCAGAGAUUCCAGUCGCGUUCGGCCACAGCCACGCCCACAGGCUCGCCCAAGAAGAGGCAACUGCCACAGGUGCCGCAAACCUCACGCAGCGCCAUGCUGCGGGAUCGUCUUGGACAGGACUUUGACGAGCGACUGGCCUCCGGUGGUCGCUUUGGGCGGCAUCGCACACGGCAGCCGCACCACCAGGCCACAUACCGCAGCACCGGCAUGGGUGGUUGGGAGCGACACUACACUGGACUCUCCGACAGCGACCUGCACUCGAUGGAUGCGCGCAUGCGUCCGCGUCACUCGCUGUCCCCGGACAAGGACUUCAUGGGCGAGUUCGGUGACUCGGACAUGGAGUCGGUGGUCAGUGUAACCUCCAGCGCCUUCUCCACGCAGUCGGAGCGACCGCGCACUUCGCGCGGACUCAGCUUCCCCCGCAACUGGCGCAAUCUCUUUGGCGUUCGCAACAGCUUCCUCAGCGGCGCCGCAGGUGAACCGAUCACCGGACUUCGACUGCAUCAUUCAGAGCCCGGCAGGGCCAAUACCAUCGAGGUAGACGACUGCGACUAUCUGCCAUCUGGUGGUGCCCAGCAAAUGGUACUCCUGGAACAGUUGGAGCAACUGCAGCAAUUGGCUGCCCUAGCGGCUGCAGAUUCACCGCCGAUCUCCGCCGGCGGCAUGGGAAUGGGCAUGACCCCGCAUCAAGUGCUGGUGACCGAUGCCAACAGUGGCCAGCUGGUGGAGCAGUUCUUCGUGGAACCCGGCACCGUGGCCGAGGAGACGCUGGCGCCUCUCGAUCCACUCGAUCCCCAUGCGCAUCUACAUCCUCACUCCGCCUACUACUCAACCCAUUUGCUACCACCGCCAUUUGCCAUCGACAUGGACAUGUUUCCACCACGACGGCCUAACGGACAGAAACCGAACGUACAAGCCACCGCCGCCUAUCCGCUGCCGCUGCUGCCGAGCUUUGAGCAAUUCAAGCGCAUUACCACGCCCAUCACGAAUCUCUUCCGCAGCUCCUCACCCUCGGGCGCCCAUGCCCACGACCAUGUCACCUCAGGGGUAACAGCCUCGCCCAGCUCGCUGGUGGGCUAUGUACGUGAUCACCUGGACAAGAGCUGCAGCCACUGCCAGAAUGGGAGUCAGCCGGUGGUGCUAUCCACGCAUCAUACCCUUCACCUGGCCACCGCUGGCCUAGCAAUCGGUGCCUGUCCCGAUCCCUGCUGCCUUGCGGACGCUCAUCCCCACCCCCAGCACCAACCCAUGGGCUAUCCCUAUGUCGGAGCCAGUGGUGAGCCACCCUCAACGGAUCCCGCGAUGUGCGGAGAGUGCGUGGACCAGCACUUCUUGGGCGGGCUGACGGGACCGCAGAUGAAUCUGGGCGUAGUGCCCACCUACCAUGUGCACACGCCGACACCCAAUGCUCAUCGGAGGGCCAGGGGACAAAUGGCGACGCCGCCACCGCCACCCACUCAGUCAGUGCUGCGUCUUUCCCGACAGCUAAGCGAAGAUGCCUUGGUGUCCGCCGUUCCCAUCUCAGAGGCCAAGGCGCAACCCACUUCCAUCCUGAAGAAGCCGAAACUGGAGCGUAGACGGCUCUUCCACGAGGGUCAGUCACGAUCCCUGGACUACGAUGAUCUGCACACGAAGAGCUGGGGUCGCCGUCGCAUUCGGUAUGAGGACGAGGUGGUGCCCUCGUCCGCAGACUAUCCCUAUCCGCACCCAAGCUCCUAUGCUCACUCACCCACGUCGGCAAUGUCGCGUCGCUACGGAUCAGAGACAAAUAUCCGCCAGUCGUACAUGGGUGCCAAUGUGGAUGCCAAUAAUCCACUAAGUCACUCCCACUUCCUGGUAACGGACGACAAGAUCGUGACCAUAAUGUAUGACUCAGAUGUGGGCUGGACGCGACGCGGAGUGGCACCGUCCCUCUUCCGUGGGGCGCACCGUCAGCGAGGAUUGGCGGAUGCCAGACAUCACAUGUCACUGGAUUUGCAGCGCACCAGCCAGCAGAAGCUAUAUGGACCGGCGGCGCCGUAUUUAAAGCGUCGCCGGAAUCUGCCACAUCCGCCCAGUGCCCAGAAUGCGCACAACUUCUCGCCCAUGGAGGGCGGACCGGGAUUGGAUGCGGGAGCGGCGGGAAUGGAGCACGGCAACGGAAUGGGUAGCGGUGGUGCACACAACACGAGCAGUACACACAAUAGCAACCAAUACACCAACCAAAACAAUAGCCAAGCGAGUAGUGUUAGUGUUAGCCAAAGUCACAACCAACAACUACAACAAUCAGCUAGGCAAAAAGGGAAAGAAGGCACCGCCGCCGCCAACAGCGGAUCGAUGAUGGCAUCGGAGCAGCUGACGAAAUCUAGUAGUGGGAGCGGUGGUGCCACAUCUGCUGCCGCUGCUGGGCAUCUUGUCGUCGGUGGUACUAAUGCUAAUAAUGCUUCUUCUUCCUCUUUUGCAAAUCCCCAACAACUACCUUCACAACAACAACUACAACAACAACAACAUCAUGGAUCACCCAACCAAAUCAACAACAAUAACAAACGUCUCCCAUCAUCAACAAAUGCAACAACAACAACAACCACACCAACACCACAACAACAAAACAUAAACACUAAUAACAAUGACGUUAACAACUUGACGCUUGACGCCACACACCAACAACCCCCACCACAAAAUACAUGCACAAAUCUUAUCACAAAUACAACAACAACAUUAACAACAACAACAACAACAUCGUCGAAUGCAACGAAUGCGGCGACAACGACUAUUGCACCAACCGAAACAACAAAUGCUACAAAAACUGCCACAAAUCCAACAACAACAACUACAACAAAUAACACGAACGAACCAAACGCAACAACAACAACAACGAACGCAACUGCCGAUGCGGAUGCGGAUCCGGAUGCUCCGCUGGACGUCAUCGACUGGGAUGCCAUCGAUGCCAUGCUGGACGACGAUUUUAGCGAGUACGACAAGGACAAGAACGGUGCCGAUGAGACGGGCGGUGCCAAGUCAACGGACGGCGGUGGAGCCGAGGGCGAAGAGAAAGUCGAUGGCAGCCUCUCGGACACCGCUACGGACCGAAAGAAGGGCGGCACCGUGGAUCAGGAGCGUUCGCCCAAAGGCGGCAGCGGCAUGGGCAAGAAGUCCAACUCCACCUCCCAGCUGUCGGCCACAGGUCGUAAAAGACGUAUGGGCUUUGGAAAGAAGGGUAAGAACUCGUUCACGGUGCAUCGCAGCGAAGAAGUGCUGCCCGGCGAUAUCACGCGGGAGCUGCGCACCGGCGGCGGCGUCGGCGGUAUUGGCGUUGGCGGUGGGCUUAGCGGGGCUGGUGGUGCUAGUGGCACUGCCGGUGGUUCCGGUGGUGCCGGCGGCGGUGGCCUGUCCCGCGGCUCCUCCUCGGAAGCGGACGCCAUUGAGCAGUUUUUCGGCGAUGGCGCCGGCGGGGAAAGAUUCUCCCCCUCGUUACGCAAUGAUGGAGCCCUCAAUGAGUUCGUGGAUGGUCUGGGGCCAGGACAGCUCGUUGGUCGCCAGGUGCUGGGAGCUCCCUCGCUGGGUGACAUCCAGCUGUCGCUGUGCCAUCAAAAGGGCUUUCUGGAAGUGGAGGUCAUCCGGGCUAGAGGGUUGCAGCAAAAACCCGCGUCUAAGAUGCUGCCUGCUCCGUAUGUGAAAGUCUACUUGGUGUCGGGAAAACGCUGUGUGGACAAGAUGAAGACCUCAUCAGCGCGACGUACCCUGGAUCCACUGUACCAACAGCAGCUGGUGUUUAAGCAGUCCUACACAGGAUGCAUACUACAGAUCACCGUGUGGGGCGACUACGGACGCAUCGAGAAGAAAGUGUUUAUGGGCGUGGCACAGAUUAUGCUCGACGAUCUGAAUCUGUCGAACAUUGUGAUCGGCUGGUACAAGCUCUUUGGCACCACCUCACUGGGUCGUCCGAUUGUUUGGGCCGGCGAGUCAGUCAUUAUGGAGGAGCCGGGCGAAUAACAGUUUCCAACACUCUCAACACCAAAACCAACAACCACAACAACGCUUUCUAUUCCAACCAACACAACCACAACAACGAAAACACUUUAGGCACCCAAGCACAAUUCAAUUCAAGCCAACUCGAAACUGAACUGAAUUCAUAACCCUUGGCUGGAGCUGCCAGCCUUGCAGCCAAAUAGCAAAGGACCAAGGUCAGCCUGCAGCAGCGGCUCCCAGGAUGCCGCCCGAUACCCAUUCGGCAUGUUGCUGGCCUAGGCUAAGUCCACAUCUAUUUUUUUUUCUAUUCGCCGGCGGAGGAAAACCUAAAGAUAAAAAAAAGAAAAAAACAAAAACAUUACAAAAAAUUAUGAACUGGAAGGAUAUCUAAUUUUUAUAAGUCAUGAAAACAAAUGCAUUUAAAUGAACCGAGAACAGAGAACACAAGCCGAGCGGUUAAAAUGAUUAAAGAAAACUUUUCGGAUGCGGAUACAAGAUAGAUGUAAUGGAGAUCUAUAUAUAUAUAUAAAUACAUGUACACACAUAUAAAGGAUAACAUUUGACAAAAGGAUACUUGUAAAUUAUGCAUAUUUAAAAUAAUUUUUACUACACACCUAAGAUCACUAUUAUUUGCGUAAUACGAUUACUACGAUUAUUAUAACUUAAAACUAUUAUUGAUAAAAAAGAUACAAAAAAAGCAGUGAAACAAAACAAGAAAAGCAAAAAAAAAAAAGAAAACAAUGAUAAAAUGGAAAAGGUGGAGAAAGUUCAAGUGCUAAUGUCAGUCAUGCCUAAGCCUGAGCCCGAGCAUUGGCGCUUAAGGACAUAAAUUGUUUAUUGAUUAAAUAGCUAAAUCUAAAUCAGUCAAGGGGAGUUAUAGAUUUUCAGUGAGGAAGUUAUUUAAGUAUAUAUAUACAUACAUAUAUAAAUCGAUAUAUAUACAUAAAUAUAUUUAAUGUUUAAGCAAGCAAAGAACCACUAACACUUAAAUAAGCCUAACUUACGAUCGAUGAAACCGAAACCUAAGGUAAAAGCUUAAGUUUAGGUAAUUAAAAAAAGCGAGAUAUGAGAUAUGUACUAAUCGAAUCGAAAAUGAACAAAAUUAUUUACCAAGGACGAGGACGAGGAGAUGAUCAAGUUAAACUUAAUAAUACAGAAUCUGAAACUUAAGCUGUAUAUAGAGAUUCCUCACACGUUGCAUAUACCUACAUACAUACAUACAUACAUACAUGCCACAUCCGGUAAACCGAUAACCAUUAACCGAUACCCGAUUUCCGAUUACCGCCAACCGCUUUUUCGAGUUUAGGCUUUAUAGCUAUUGAUUAUGAUUAGCCUCUACGAACACGACAAAAACUCCGCAGUCACCCCAAAAUGCCUGAGUUUUUGCCGUCAUCGAUGGGGACAUACAUACAUAUAUUAUCUUUGAGGCAGACAUAUAGGAUAUAUAUAAUUUAACUAUGAAUAAAAACUAUACUGCGAUUUUGUUGUAGCUCCACCUACUCGCUUCACUAGAGACGCUAUAGAAUUCAUUUUUACACCUUUGUUCCAAUCAACUUGCCUCGAAACGCAUCAAGUACCUUCAAGUUAAUAGUGUGAGCUGUAAAAAUCGUUACCUGCUUGCCAAAGAUACACGUACACUUACAUUAGCAUAGAUGGAAAUGGGAGGAAUAGUUUGCAAUUUAAUGCAUCUUUUUUUUUGCGAUACGUCGUUCUUUUGCGCAACAUUUUGGAAUGCAUUUCCGGUCUAAAGGAUCACUCUCAGCAAAACAUAUCACAGACAGAUUGACAGAGAACAGAAUUAAAGUAGUUACUUUUAUAUAUACAGAAGGACAUGUAUAUGAGAGACGACACUUAGCUAUUGUUCCUAACCAAUACACAUUAUUUUUCCCUUCACUCAUGGCUACGGAUAUUGAGUUGAACCUUUCCGUCCACUCAUUCAAGUACACACAUCAGCAUCAGCAGCUUUGCAGUUACACACAGUUGGCACACACAUAAGGGGUCAGAGUUAAAUAUUAUAUAUUGACAUGUGCAUAUCCAUCCAAGCAACAGCUUCCUAUAUCAGAAAUAAACAACUAAGAGAUACGUAAGGAAAGGCCAGGACACUGGGAAAAAUGCAUUCAAAAUGUUGCUGCAAAACAACAACUGAACAUCGGACAUCAGAAAGGAAGAGAUAUUUGGGAAGAGUUUAACUACCAGCGAGGUUUCCAGAAACUAAUUAUAUGAUAUAGAAAUCAGAGAAGCAUACACAUGCAUUCAUUAUAGAUAAUCCACCACACUCCUCACGAGCCCCAUACAAACUUUUCUUACUCUAAAAAAUCUCUCUCUAUCUCUACCUUUAAAUUUUUUUCCACUGAUAUACUUAAGCAAUCAUUCCGAUAUGCUUUGAUAAAUCAGAAAACCAGCGAAAGGAUAAACAAAACCACAAACCAACCUUGGCAGGAUCGUAGACGAAAUGCCCUUUUCGAAAGCGAUUGGCUGGUGAAUUUAAUAGCGGAAGGUUAGGAAAAAUUAUAGGAAGCACUUGAGCCUCGGUAAAAACGAGGAUUUUGUAAGGGGCAUUUUCUACCGUAAAGUCAGACAAGAAAUUCUAAUUAGGAUUCCUAUAGAAUUCGUUACAUUUAAGCCACACACCAAAGACAAAAGACAAAGAGACAAAAAACAUAUAGAAAACGUUAAUGACGCAAAUGAUAUAUUAUGGCAAGUUAUUUCAAUGGCAACCAAUACAAAAAACAAAAUGCUAUUUACUAAGUUCAAUCUGAAUGACAGGCUACGUAAUUACACUAUACACACAAGAACAAGAUCAACAAAAAACACGAAAAUAUAUCAUUUAUUGCAAAAUGUUGAACUAAAUUGAUUAAAAGGCGACGGCCAGCGCUCUCGCUGACUUAUAUUGUAUUUUAAUAUCUCGACAACAAUCGAAGGUCGAGAAACGACAAUAAACUGUGAAAAAAAUAUGUAAAAAAUCAAACAAAACCAAAAAUUAAAAAUACAAACU
This is a messenger RNA of Drosophila serrata, 11892 nucleotides long. It is a transcript of the gene Rim, whose product is annotated as Rab3 interacting molecule. The record is from RefSeq and is a predicted model, not a curated record. Lineage: Eukaryota; Metazoa; Arthropoda; Insecta; Diptera; Drosophilidae. Gene Ontology annotation, molecular function: transmembrane transporter binding; small GTPase binding. Gene Ontology annotation, cellular component: cytoskeleton of presynaptic active zone; presynaptic membrane. Gene Ontology annotation, biological process: positive regulation of synaptic transmission; regulation of synaptic plasticity; regulation of membrane potential.